UGCCCGCCCCCCGGGGCCCCGGCGGCCCGCGCCCCUGCUAGGCUGCGGCGGCAUGGCCCGCGCGCCCGGCGCGACCUCUGCGGAUUGCAUCGGUGUGUGGCGGCGGGGCAUGCCCAGGGCACCGGGCACGGCCUUCAAUGGGCGAGGACACGGACACGCGGAAAAUUAACCACAGCUUCCUGCGGGACCACAGCUAUGUGACUGAAGCUGACAUCAUCUCUACCGUCGAGUUCAACCACACCGGAGAGCUGCUGGCCACAGGUGACAAGGGCGGCCGGGUCGUCAUCUUCCAGCGGGAACCAGAGAGUAAAAAUGCACCUCACAGCCAGGGUGAGUACGACGUCUACAGCACUUUCCAGAGCCACGAGCCAGAGUUCGACUAUCUCAAGAGCCUAGAGAUAGAGGAGAAAAUCAACAAGAUCAAAUGGCUCCCGCAGCAGAACGCAGCGCACUCGCUCCUGUCCACCAACGAUAAAACUAUCAAAUUAUGGAAGAUUACCGAACGAGACAAAAGGCCCGAGGGCUAUAACCUGAAGGAUGAGGAGGGGAAACUGAAGGACCUGUCCACAGUGACGUCAUUGCAGGUGCCUGUGCUGAAGCCCAUGGACCUGAUGGUGGAGGUGAGCCCCCGCAGGAUCUUUGCCAACGGCCACACCUACCACAUCAACUCCAUCUCCGUCAACAGCGACUGCGAAACCUACAUGUCUGCGGACGACCUGCGCAUCAACCUCUGGCACCUGGCCAUCACCGACAGGAGCUUCAACAUUGUGGACAUCAAGCCAGCCAACAUGGAGGACCUCACGGAGGUGAUCACAGCGUCUGAGUUCCACCCGCACCACUGCAACCUCUUCGUCUACAGCAGCAGCAAGGGCUCUCUGCGGCUCUGCGACAUGCGGGCGGCUGCCCUGUGCGACAAACACUCCAAGCUCUUUGAAGAGCCCGAGGACCCCAGUAACCGCUCCUUCUUCUCAGAGAUCAUCUCCUCCGUGUCGGACGUGAAGUUCAGCCACAGCGGCCGGUACAUGCUCACCCGGGAUUACCUCACGGUCAAGGUCUGGGACCUGAACAUGGAGGCGAGACCCAUAGAGACCUACCAGGUCCACGACUACCUUCGCAGCAAGCUGUGCUCCCUGUAUGAGAACGACUGCAUUUUCGACAAGUUCGAGUGCGCCUGGAACGGGAGUGACAGCGUCAUCAUGACAGGAGCCUACAACAACUUCUUCCGCAUGUUCGACCGCAACACCAAGCGGGACGUGACCCUGGAGGCCUCUCGGGAGAGCAGCAAGCCCCGGGCUGUGCUCAAGCCACGGCGCGUGUGUGUGGGUGGCAAGCGCCGGCGCGAUGACAUCAGCGUGGACAGCUUGGACUUCACCAAGAAGAUCCUGCACACGGCCUGGCACCCGACCGAGAACAUCAUCGCCAUCGCGGCCACCAACAACCUGUACAUCUUCCAGGACAAGGUGAACUCCGACAUGCACUAGGUGUGCAGAGGCCCCGGCCCCAGCGUCAGCCUUGUGCACUUGUCCCGACACAACCUUCACAACCACAACACGAGGAGGGGAAGAAAAUCCAGUGGCAGUAAGGACAGUGGCAGAGGUGGCAGUGUGCAGGCAUGGGAAGCUUGGGCCCUGGCCCUGGCCAGCUUCUCUGGGCCAGCAUUGCCUUUGGCAGUGAUUGUUUAGCAAAAAGGAAAGGAAGGGUCCACGGCCACGAAUCAUAAAAUGGACUGUCGAGGCUCACAGUUCAGGGUUCCUUCAUUCACGUGCCCUCCAACUCGGUCUGCGGUCUUUCCCACAUGAGCGGGAUUUUU
Molecule: messenger RNA, 1810 nt
Organism: Propithecus coquereli (Coquerel's sifaka)
Lineage: Eukaryota; Metazoa; Chordata; Mammalia; Primates; Indriidae
Gene: PPP2R2C
Product: protein phosphatase 2, regulatory subunit B, gamma
Exons: 9
Coding region: 138-1481 (447 amino acids)
Biological process (GO): peptidyl-serine dephosphorylation
Cellular component (GO): cytosol; protein phosphatase type 2A complex
Molecular function (GO): protein binding; protein phosphatase regulator activity
Source: RefSeq, a predicted model, not a curated record